This is a messenger RNA of Odontomachus brunneus, 1521 nucleotides long. RefSeq names its product biogenesis of lysosome-related organelles complex 1 subunit 4 (gene Blos4). Gene Ontology annotation, cellular component: BLOC-1 complex. The transcript is spliced from 4 exons. Bases 270 to 740 code for a protein of 156 amino acids. The record is from RefSeq and is a predicted model, not a curated record. NCBI's taxonomy places the organism in Eukaryota, Metazoa, Arthropoda, Insecta, Hymenoptera, Formicidae.
UAUUAUACUAUCCGUUUGUAGAGAGAGAAAAAGAACAGAUUCACUACAUUCGCAUUUUCGAUGGCGAGAGAGAGAGAGAAACACUAGUUGGAUUAAUGAUACAGGAUCACAACUCAAUAUCCUCUUUUAUUUCAAACGAAAUGUCAGACAUAUUUGCACACGUCCUAUGUCUUCCUCUGUGAUAACAAGCUGUGUUCAUAUUGCAUUUCAUAACCUAUAAUAACAUUUCACAUUUUUCUAUUUAAUUAUCAGUAUCAAAAGAAUACAGAAUGUCAUCCUCACAUACAACUGAAUUAACUGAGCAACUAGUUAAAGAUUACUCGAGUUAUGCAAAAGUAAACUGGGAUGACCAUAUGAAAAGUUUCCGUGAUAUUAUUGAGGAUACAUUGAUACGCUUAGAGGAGUUCCAGUCUAUUGUCACAAUGGUGGAGAAUGGGAACGCAGAAUGCAUGCAACAGCAUCUUCCAAAGUUACAGCACAUGAAGGAUGGCAUGGCAACUCUUCGCAAAAGGAUAGAUGCUCUGGAGCAUGUUGUUGCUAUGGCCAAUAUGAACUUAAACACAUUAGAAGCUGCCAUAGACAAAGCAGAAGCUGAGCUAGGUGUAUCGGACAGAUUAUUUGGCAUGCUGAAUCCUUUAUCAUUUUUUAAGAAAGUUCAAGAAUCUAUUGCCUCUGGUACCGUGCCAAUAUACAAAUCACCACCAAUUUACAGAUCUGAUGAUUAUUUCAAAAGAGAUUGAAAUAUAAGUCAGCAAAGAAGGCAUAGAUUAUAAUGUACCUGCUGUUAGACUCUUGGAAAAUUCUCUGUAAACCCCGAUAGAUUAGUUAUAUCUAGCUAUAUCUUUAAAGAAGAAAGGACAGAUAGAUAUUUAUGCUCACAUUUUGCACAUUUGUUAAACACUACAGUGAUUAGCAACAUUUAUUCAGUUAACAAUUUUUUAUUUUUUACUCACUCUUUUUUCAAUCAUCAGCUGAAUGAUAUCAUCUUGUUAGAUUUAUGAAUUGCAGAAAUAUUGCGAAACGAUCAUUCGGAUAUCUCACUGCAAUUCCUAAGUCAGGUCCUAAGUAAGGUCCUCUCAUAUUUCCUGUAUUACAUAAAACAAAGUCCCACGGACAAUUAAUAGUUUCUAGAGAUAAUAGCGUAUUUAUUUUCGACGACAAUAUUAUUACGAUUGUUAAGAUUACGCGUAAAAGCACUUUAACACGCGGCGGAGGUGCAGGUUUUUAAUUGAGCUUUCUUCUCUCCCAGGAAACAACUUCCUCCUAUGCAAUGCCUCCAUCUCAUAAUCGUCCCUAUUCCACAAGUGACGCUGCAUCCGGACCAGUUGCUCCACUGAUCCCAUAUCUUUGGUUCUCUGCCGUUCUUUCCUGCCGAAAUAACAUUGCGCUGGUCAGGUCAAUACGUAACUAUCAUCACUUGUUGUCACAUCAAAUAUUAGUGAUUGUAUAGUGUUUCCUUCUUGGAGAUACAUAAGAUGCAACUUUGUAUAUAAGAAGUAGAUUGAAAAGAUAAAACUUCAA